AUGUCAAGAUGCGUCCUGAAAGAUGAUAAUGAUUAUGAUGUUGACGACGACGACGACCUCCACCACCGUCACCAACAACCACCACCCACACUACCAUCACCACCGACCGACACCAGCCAUCACCUACCAACAUCACCACCCACAACCUCCGACCACCACCACCGACCAUCACCCACCAACAUCACCACCCACAACCUCCGACCACCACCACCGACCAUCCGACCACACCAAUCAUCACCACCCAUUACAACCUCCGACCACCACCACCGACCACCACCACCCACCAACAUCACCACCCACAACCUCCGACCACCACCACCGACCAUCACCCACCAACAUCACCACCCACAACCUCCGACCACCACCACCGACCAUCACCCACCAACAUCACCACCCACAACCUCCGACCACCACCACCGACCAUCACCCACCAACAUCACCACCCACAACCUCCGACCACCACCACCGACCAUCACCCACCAACAUCACCACCCACAACCUCCGACCACCACCACCGACCAUCACCCACCAACAUCACCACCCACAAUCUCCGACCACCACCACCGACCACCACCAACCAUCAUCCACAAACAUCACCACCCACCAGCACCCACUACCUGA
Molecule: messenger RNA, 621 nt
Organism: Haliotis rubra (blacklip abalone)
Lineage: Eukaryota; Metazoa; Mollusca; Gastropoda; Lepetellida; Haliotidae
Product: leucine-rich repeat extensin-like protein 3
Exons: 1
Coding region: 1-621 (206 amino acids)
Source: RefSeq, a predicted model, not a curated record